This is a messenger RNA of Scheffersomyces amazonensis, 1093 nucleotides long. RefSeq lists its product as uncharacterized. The transcript has a single exon. The record is from RefSeq and is a predicted model, not a curated record. NCBI's taxonomy places the organism in Eukaryota, Fungi, Ascomycota, Pichiomycetes, Serinales, Debaryomycetaceae. Bases 137 to 1078 code for a protein of 313 amino acids.
AUAGAAUAAUAUAUUAGUAUAGCAUAUAGGGAAAAGCUGUCACUGAUACCGCGACGUUUAUUUUUUUUUUUUUUUCAACCUUUAAUUAUGGUUAUCAGUAUUUGUUUGAUCUAUUUUACCCAUUGUAUAUCACGAGAUGUCUAACAAACCAUAUAAUCGAAAAGUUAAUAAUUAUCAGACUCAGAAGUUUGAAGUCAGUCAAGCAUAUCUUGAAUUGAGAAGUCGAAUUAUUGAAGAAGAUGAUUCAGAUCAUAAGGCAGAGUACGCAUUUGAUGCUCUACUUGAGUAUGAUGAAAUAGCUUAUGAAUAUAAAGUAUUAAUUACAUAUUUGGAAGGUAAAAGACAGAAAUAUAGUGUGAAAGAAAUAGAAUUAUUAAAUGCUAUGGAAUCAGCCAUGACAAGAAUUGAGAAGAAAUUACCUAUACCCAUGUUAAUAUCAAGAGUUCAAGAAUUAGCAUUAGUAAGACGUAACUUAUUUGAUAAUGCUCAAGAAGCACCUAAAUUACUUAAUUUAUAUGAAAAUACUAUACCAGGAAUUAAAAAAUUCAUUGAACCUACUGAAAUUAUUAAACCAGUUAUAGUGAAACCAAAAGAAAAAGCUUUAACUGCAUUUGUAGAUAGUACUUGGUCACCUAAUCAUGUUAAAAUAGUUCUAGAUUCAGUAUUAAAAUUUAGAACUUUAAAUGAAAGAUGUAAUUAUAUGAAAGAUAUAUUUGAAGAAAAAUUUAGUGUAAAUCUUUCACCUAAAAUGGCUUCUUACUUUUUAUUACAUUAUGGUUUUAGAGAUUCAGGAUGUAAAUUAGAUUUAUAUAAUAAAACUAUGACAGAAGGGUAUGCUUUAAAUAGAAAUAUACCCCUCAGAGAUAGAAUUGAAAGAAUUGCUCAAUAUUUUAAAAGUCAAUUAAAUAUAGAUGUUACAAAAAAUGAUAUUGAACAAGCUUCUAAAUUCAGACGAGUAUUAAUGAAUACUUAUUUUAAAUAUGAAGAACCAGUCGAAAAUUAUGAGAAGGUAUUGAAACAUGCACCAUAUCUAAAUGAAUCAUUGAUCCCCUUAGAGGCAGCUAUAACCAGUAACUAGUAACUAGUAACUAGU